AUGCCAGUUGAAGAAUUAGAAGAUCGUGUUAUAAUCAUUGAUCCAACUGAUUCAACUAAUAAAGCAACCAUUCUUAAAUAUGGUGCCACCAUUAUCUCUUGGGAAAAUCAAUCACAAGAAAAAUUAUGGGUAUCAUCAGGUGCUUCAUUAGAUGGUAGUAAACCAGUUAGAGGUGGUAUUCCAUUAGUAUUUCCAAUAUUUGGAAAACAAAAAUCAUCAACUCAUCCAACUUUUAAAUUACCCCAACAUGGAUUUGUAAGAAAUUCAAAUUGGGAAUUUUUAGGUCAAGUAUCGGAAAAUCCAAUUACUGUACAAUUUGGUUUAGGUCCUGAAAAUAUUGAUCCAAAUAGUUUAAAAUUAUGGGGUGAUGGUAAUUAUGAUUUUACUUUAAUUUUAACCAUUAGUUUAUCAAAAGAUAAAUUAAUUACUUCAAUUGAUGUUGAAAAUAAUGGUAAUGAAUCAUUUGAAUUCAAUUGGUUAUUUCAUACAUAUUUCAAAAUUCCGGAUAUUACUGAUACUUUAGUUAAUAAUUUAAUUGAUCAACAAUGUUUUGAUCAACUUUUAAAUGAACAAUAUAUUGAAAAAGCACCCGCAAUUUCAUUUCAUGAAGAAUUUGAUCGAAUUUAUAAAAAUGUUCAUUUUGAUAAAAUUAUUCAAAUUAUUGAAUUAGGAAAAGUAUUAUUUAAUAUUACUAGGAAGAAUUUACCGGAUGCAGUGGUUUGGAAUCCUUGGAUUAAGAAAUCGGGUGGAAUGGCCGAUUUUAAACCAAAAGACGGUUGGAAGAAUAUGUUAUGUGUUGAACCUGGUAAUGUUGGAUCAAUGAUUGAAUUAAGAUCAGGGGAGAAAUGGUCGGGAGCUCAAGAAUUAACUAUUGGUGGAGAAAUUAAAAUACAAGCAAACAUUUAUUAA
Messenger RNA from Hemisphaericaspora subhashii, 909 nucleotides. Its product is annotated as glucose-6-phosphate 1-epimerase. The transcript has a single exon. The record is from RefSeq and is a predicted model, not a curated record. Bases 1 to 909 code for a protein of 302 amino acids. Lineage: Eukaryota; Fungi; Ascomycota; Pichiomycetes; Serinales; Debaryomycetaceae. Gene Ontology annotation, biological process: carbohydrate metabolic process. Gene Ontology annotation, molecular function: isomerase activity; carbohydrate binding.